Caenorhabditis remanei is the source of this 303-nucleotide messenger RNA. RefSeq lists its product as uncharacterized. The record is from RefSeq and is a predicted model, not a curated record. The transcript is spliced from 3 exons. Lineage: Eukaryota; Metazoa; Nematoda; Chromadorea; Rhabditida; Rhabditidae. Bases 1 to 303 code for a protein of 100 amino acids.
AUGAGCCAACAAUCACCUCACUGGAUCGUUCAAGUCAGCAGGGAGUCAUACGUCUGGAAGGCAACCCUCCAGUUGUUCGCCUACCUGCGCGACUUGUUCCGUCCAACAACUGUUCAUUUCGACCCAGGAGACCUUCGAUACGUCCUCAAAAAUGUCAAAGGAGUGGGGAUAGAUGCCACCGGUGGACUUGCUCCAAAAUUUCUACUGCGUCUAUGUGUGCACAUGGAUCACAUGGGAUCACAUUUGUUUGAUGAAUUGCAGAUUCUUGGAGGUCGGCAGCCAAAAAAGGAGCAUCUUCCGUGA